This is a messenger RNA of Pleurotus ostreatus (oyster mushroom), 1629 nucleotides long. RefSeq lists its product as uncharacterized. Lineage: Eukaryota; Fungi; Basidiomycota; Agaricomycetes; Agaricales; Pleurotaceae. Bases 1 to 1629 code for a protein of 542 amino acids. The record is from RefSeq and is a predicted model, not a curated record. The transcript is spliced from 15 exons.
AUGUUGUUCUCUACAGCAUCCUUUCAGGCAUCGUAUAUCCUUGGACUUAUCGCAACGGCAUCACACCUUGCUGGUGCGCAGACGAUAGACGUAAGGCUACGGACAGGGACCUUUCGCGGUAUCAGGACAGCAAAUGAAACAGAAAAAUGGCUAGGAAUUCCCUUCGCCCAACCACCUCUAGGAAAUUUGCGCUUCAAAGCUCCACGGCCAAUCACUGCCACGUCUACUGCCGUUCGAGACGCGUCUCAAUUCGGAAACGCAUGCCCCCAAGUUCCUUCUCAGAGCCUGGGAGCACCAGUCGGCGAGGACUGCCUUGUUCUGAACAUAUGGCGCCCCGAAGGCACUACCAGUGCCAGCAAACUCCCAAUAUUGGUCUGGUUCUAUGGUGGAGCUUACACAAACGGCGCAGCUUCCAAUGCCGCAUAUGAUCCAACCCGAAUCAUCCAGCGCAGCGUCGCAAUGGGAAAGCCCAUUAUGUUCGCAUCAGUCAAUUACCGCCUCAAUACGUUCGGCUUCCUAGCUAGCUCGAGCGUAGCCCCAGAAGACCUGAAUGCAGGGCUUCUUGAUCAGCGACUUGCUCUAACGUUCCUGCAAGAUAAUAUUGCUGCUUUCGGUGGUGAUCCAAGCAAGGUCACUAUUUGGGGUCAGUCCGCUGGGGCUGGUAGUGUCGAAGCGCAUGUACUCUUUCCUCCCCGUAGGAAAUUGUUCCGAGCGGCCAUGGCUGACUCCUCGACCGGACCAUUCAAGAACGACCCACCACCAAGUACAUAUGACAAACCUGGGAAGCCCUUCACCCGCCUACUAGCUGCCACUGGCUGCAGUUUUCGGGGCGCAGUAGCUUGUUUACAGCAAGUCCCCUUCGAGAACCUGUUGAAUAUCAGCAAUUCCAUGAUCAGGUCGACACUUAAUAGUCAAUUGUGGCAACCAACGAUUCAUCCCGCGAGUUUCAUUAACGAGAGGCCAUCUCAACGUGUGUUGAGAGGCAACUUCGCCCACAUUCCUUACUUAGCUGGAACCAACAUAAAUGAAGGAACCACAUUCAGCCAAAGUGUACGCAACUUACGUGUCCCCGCAGAGGAAGAGGACGCUGCCUUCGAUAACGUCAUUGACCUUCUGGCGAUCGACAACAGCACAUACACAUCGGAAGUCUUUGACGGCAUCCACAGCCACUUCCCGGCCGAUGAUUCCUCCCUCGGGGCGCCAUUCAAUACCGGAGACUCUCUUUUUGACAGAGCCGAGUCUUGGUACACAGUCCAGAACUACCUGGGACCAAGGCGGCUUUUCUUCGAGAACGCAGCAUCUCGUCAACCGAUGUUUGCUUACUACUUCAAGGAGUUCAUCCCCGGCAACAAUCCCGACUUGGGGGUGUUUCACGCCUCAGAGCUUCCGUUACUAUUCGGUCCCAUCCCGAAUGCUGUGGAAACUGAUUUUGCUAAUCAAAUGCUGGGCUUCUACAUCAGUUUCGUCCACGAUUUGAAUCCUGGAGUCCAAUGGCCUCAAUAUACUAAAGCUGGAAAACAAGUUCUGCAACUCAUGCGCGGAAACAUUACUGCAAUUCCUGAUGACUUUGACGUUGACAAGACGGAUUUCGUGAAUUCGGCGAGGGUUUUGGCCGAAUUUCAGAAGUAA